This is a messenger RNA of Meloidogyne enterolobii, 897 nucleotides long. NCBI's taxonomy places the organism in Eukaryota, Metazoa, Nematoda, Chromadorea, Rhabditida, Meloidogynidae. The record is from the annotation of a GenBank genome assembly.
AUGCUUUCUCUACCAUCUGAAGUUCAACUUGAUGUAUUAAAAUCUCUUAAUUUCACUCAAUUAUUCUCUUUAAAACAAGCCAAUUUUUAUUUUUGCAAUUUAAUUAAUAAAUAUGAAGGAGAACUGGCACGAAUGGAAUUUUUUAAAAUUGAUAUAUGGCAAGAAGCGAUAGACAAUUCAAUUCCGUUGUUUCUUCAGGAAGAGGACAGCAAAUUUGCUUUAAUAGUUGCCAAAAAUUCCGUUUUUUAUGUAUUGAAUUUGGAAAACUUUCCUAAAAGUAUUGAAGAGAUGAUUAUUGUUCGUUGCUGGUUAAAACACCUAUUUAAGUGCGCUUUUGAGUAUUGUAAUUUUCGAGAUGUAGUAUUUAAUCCAGAAAUGAUCAACAUAUUAUUUGAUAAUUACAACACAAUUCCAACCCAAUUUAAUAUUCAACUCGCACGUUUUGUUCCUAGCAAUAAUUUCUGUAAAAAUUUGCUGGAUUUCGUUUUAACUCAUUUAUCAAUUUGUGAACUCUUCAUUUAUUUUACAGAGGUUGACAUUAUAGAACAAUAUACAGAUAUUUUAUUCAAUAUUUUAACAAAUAGAGGCAAUAGAUUCCCACACGUUUUUUUUCAAUUUUUAUAUGGACUUCCAGCACUUUAUGAUCUUAUUGUUGAACAUAUAACAACAAAAGACUGUUCAAAAAUAGUGCCUUAUAUUCGUUUAAAAAUUUUUUUUGAUGCAAAUUUUAAAUUAAGUGAAAGAGCAGAAAAGGUUAAAAUUAAGCAAUUAAAUGGUGUCAAAUAUACAAAUUAUCAAAUUUCCAAUAUUAAUUAUUCAAAAUCGAGAUUUUAUAUUUAUUCAAGAGAACCUGAAGGAGAAUCUAGUUUUUAUUAUUUAAAAAUAAUGAAAGAGUAA